Messenger RNA from Microthlaspi erraticum, 1800 nucleotides. The record is from the annotation of a GenBank genome assembly. Lineage: Eukaryota; Viridiplantae; Streptophyta; Magnoliopsida; Brassicales; Brassicaceae.
AUGGUCAAGGUGGCGGGAGGUGGAUUCUUGUCUACUUUGGGCCGUGCUAGAGGAGUCGAGAUCGAGAUUGCGGGGCAGUCAAUGCCAGCAGACUUAGUCAUCAGUCCGGUGGAGCUGUAUGACGUUAUUCUCGGGAUGGACUGGUUGUCACACUACAGAGUUCAUCUGGAUUGCUACAGAGGUAGAGUGGUCUUCGAGCGAGAUGCAGGGAGGUUGGUUUAUCAGGGAGUGAGACCGACUUCCGGGAGUAUUGUGAUAUCUGCUAUUCAGGCCGAGCAGUUGUUAGAGCGGGGCUGUGAGGCGUAUCUGGCGACGAUUUCUAUGUCUGAGUCAGGAGCUGGAGUUGUUAUGGGAGAUAUUGAGGUUGUCCAGGAUUUUGAGGAUGUCUUUCAGUCACUGAAGGGAUUACCACCAUCUCGGUCUGAUCCUUUCACGAUUGAGUUAGAGCCGGGGACAGCACCGAUAUCGAAGACGCCUUACAGGAUGGCGCCAGCUGAGUUGGCAGAGCUGAAGAAGCAGAUAGAGGACCUUUUGUCUAAGGGGUUCAUUCGACCGAGUGUUUCACCGUGGGGAGCACCGGUGUUGUUUGUGAAGAAGAAGGAUGGGAGUUUCAGACUUUGUAUCGAUUACAGAGGUCUUAACCGAGUCACUGUGAAGAACAGGUACCCACUCCCGAGGAUUGAUGAGUUGUUGGAUCAGUUGAGGGGUGCUACUUGGUUCUCCAAGAUUGACUUGGCAUCGGGGUAUCAUCAGAUCCCGAUAGAUGAGGCAGAUGUCAGGAAGACUGCUUUCAGGACGCGUUAUGGGCAUUUUGAGUUUGUGGUUAUGCCUUUCGGUUUGACUAACGCGCCGGCAGCCUUCAUGAGAUUGAUGAACGACGUGUUCAGGGAGUAUUUGGACGUGUUUGUCAUCAUUUUCAUUGAUGAUAUUCUGGUAUACUCGAGGAGUCAGGAGGAGCAUGCGACUCACUUGAGGUUGGUUCUGGAGAAGCUUCGGGAGCAGAAGCUUUUUGCUAAGUUGAGCAAGUGCAGUUUCUGGCAGCGAGAGAUGGGAUUUCUUGGCCACAUUGUUUCUGCAGAGGGAGUUUCUGUGGAUCCGGCUAAGAUUGAGGCUAUCAGAGAUUGGCCUAGACCUAGUAGUGCCACCGAGAUCAGGAGUUUUCUGGGUUUGGCAGGAUACUACAGGAGGUUCGUCAAGGGGUUUGCUACCAUGGCGCAGCCGAUGACGAAGUUGACCGGGAAGGAUGUCCCGUUUGUUUGGUCAGCUGAGUGUGAGGAGAGCUUUAGUCAGCUCAAGGAGAUGUUGACUACUACACCAGUGUUGGCGUUACCCGAGCCAGGGAAGCCUUACAUGGUGUAUACAGAUGCUUCAGGCAUUGGUCUUGGUUGUGUGCUGAUGCAGGAGGGCAGAGUGAUAGCAUAUGCUUCGAGACAGUGGCAGGGCAGUGAGCGUAACCGUCCUACACAUGACUUAGAGUUGGGAGCAGUGAUCUUCGCGUUGAAGAUUUGGAGGUCUUACUUGCUAGGUGAGACAGUACAGGUCUUCACGGAUCACAAGAGUUUGCAGCAUAUCUUCACUCAGCCGAUGAUGAACGCGAGACAGACGCGCUGGGUUGAGUUCUUGGCGGACUAUCAGGUGAGCAUUAACUACCAUCCGGGCAAGGCUAACCUAGUGGCGGACGCGUUGAGUAGACGGAGGUAUGAUUCCGCAGUUGAGCGAGAUGUGGAGUCUCUAGUUGGCGAGAUCAGUACCUUGCGUUUGUGUGCCAUUUCGCAAGAGCCUUGGCAUGGCUCCAUUUGA